CUUUUAAACAUCCUUGUCAUGCUUUAAUUGAAAAUUAAUUAAUUCAUAGACUGGCAGAUUUCAGGAGAAAAAAUCAACCUAAGUUUACACAAAAACUGUCGAGCAUCUCUUGAUUUCAAGUGAGCGUCAUUGAAUUACUGUAGCUGUUCCAGUGCUUAAACAUCCCUGAUCGCCUGCACAACAUGAGCUCUCCUAAGAAAGCGACUACUGAACCUCAUGUCAUCAAAGAGGAACUGAUAGCGAGUGGAAAAUGGGUGAAGCUUGAGAAGACCACAUAUGUGGAUCCCUCUGGAAGCACCAGAACAUGGGAAACAGCAAAGAGAACAACCCGAGUCGCAGACAGCGCUGCCGAUGGUGUAGCAAUCAUAGCCCUUCUGAAGAGGACUCUGCAUAAAGACUGUGUCGUAAUGGUGAAGCAGUUUCGUCCGCCCAUGGGAUGCAACACACUGGAGUUUCCUGCAGGUCUGAUAGAUGACAAUGAGAGUGUUGAAACUGCUGCUUUGAGAGAACUAAAGGAGGAAACGGGUUACAAAGGAGAAGUAGUGGGCAUCACCCCAGUCACGUGUUUAGACCCGGGCUUGUCUAACUGCACCACACAGAUGGUGAUGGUACAUAUCAAUGGAGAUGACAUUGAAAAUAUAAACCCCACUCAGCAGCUGGGUGAUGGAGAAUUUGUGGAGGUUAUUCUUCUACCGCUUGAUGAAUUUCAGCAAAAAAUUGAUGAGCUGCUGCAGAAAGAGAAAAUAGUGGUGGACUCCAAGGUGUAUAUUUAUGCCAUGGGAAUGUCCCAGGCCUUCUUUAAACCCAGAGAGUUGCCUGUGCUGAAGCAGUGAGAUGCACAAAUCUCUCACCUGGAGUACACUAAAGACAGACAAAGUUUGUGUGCUGUCACACACUGUGUAUGGAAGCCUGUUUACGCAAUGGGAU
Messenger RNA from Sinocyclocheilus anshuiensis, 927 nucleotides. RefSeq names its product ADP-sugar pyrophosphatase-like. NCBI's taxonomy places the organism in Eukaryota, Metazoa, Chordata, Actinopteri, Cypriniformes, Cyprinidae. Gene Ontology annotation, biological process: ribose phosphate metabolic process; nucleoside phosphate metabolic process. Gene Ontology annotation, cellular component: nucleus. The record is from RefSeq and is a predicted model, not a curated record. The transcript is spliced from 10 exons. Bases 183 to 833 code for a protein of 216 amino acids. Gene Ontology annotation, molecular function: ADP-ribose diphosphatase activity.